GUAAAUCAAACCUCCAACAGUAUACAAAUUUGUAUAUAUAUGAAUUUCGAAAAUCCCUUCACUCUCCCUUCACACACACAAACUGAGUUCUUCCAUUCUAACUCUCUAUACCGCAACAAUACCUUAUCCAGCAGCUAAUCUCUUAAUUCUCAGGUACGGAAAAAGAAGGGUUUGAACGGAAAAUCCUCUGGAGCAAGCUACAUUCGAAAAAAUGAUGGAACACAGAAGAAGCCCCGUCUCUCUUGAGCAGAGUAGCCUUGCAGAUUUUACCUCAAAACGACAUAAAGCCGACCUCUCUCUCUCUUCCAAGCAAAAGAAAGAGAAGGUUAGUGAACGAAUUUCAGCUCUUCAACAGCUCGUCUCACCCUUCGGAAAGACAGAUACUGCAUCAGUCCUUCUGGAGGCAAUGGAAUACAUAGGAUUCCUUCACGAACAAGUUAAGGUUUUGAGUGCUCCAUACCUUUAUAGUACGCCAACCAAUGAGAACUCAAUGGACAUGGAGCCAUAUAGCUUGAGAAGCAAAGGGUUAUGUCUUGUGCCAAUUUCAUUUACUGCUGGGGUUGCUAGCAGCAAUGGUGCAGAUAUUUGGGCACCGAUUAAGACCAGAAGGCCCGUCUCAGAUGAAGAUUCAGUGAUAACUCAUUGUUGAGGGAGUAUCGGCCCCAAACUCAUAAAGCUAUGAAGUUACCUGGUGCAAGUUUACAGCGCAGAAUCCCUCAUAAAUGAGUGUUCUAGGCAAACUUAGGGCCGAGUUGCAGCUGAGGACUAAAUAGUUCGAAAGCUACUGGUAUUAGAUCCUAUCCUAAUGUUAUUGUAUGUAACGAGAGAUAAGUUCAUAGGUAAAUCGACGAAGAAAAGAGUUUUUCUUAUGAUCUGUGGGAAGAUGAUGAAAAAUUCUAUAUUCCCAUGCACGCUGGAAUGCUGCCUGAAGUUUAUAGCGUUAACAUUGAAGUGUGUCUAUUUGAAAAGAUUAUCGUAGUCGGACUUUGAAAUGAAAGACUCUUGCUAACGGAAUCUUAGGAAUGAAAGUACUCUGUAUCACCAAAUUUGUCGUCAUGAAUUAAGAGAAAACAUUAAUGAUCGUAUGUA
Molecule: messenger RNA, 1089 nt
Organism: Olea europaea var. sylvestris
Lineage: Eukaryota; Viridiplantae; Streptophyta; Magnoliopsida; Lamiales; Oleaceae
Product: transcription factor bHLH153-like
Exons: 6
Coding region: 212-649 (145 amino acids)
Biological process (GO): regulation of transcription by RNA polymerase II
Cellular component (GO): nucleus
Molecular function (GO): DNA-binding transcription factor activity, RNA polymerase II-specific; RNA polymerase II cis-regulatory region sequence-specific DNA binding; protein dimerization activity
Source: RefSeq, a predicted model, not a curated record